This is a messenger RNA of Toxorhynchites rutilus septentrionalis, 5205 nucleotides long. RefSeq names its product ubiquitin carboxyl-terminal hydrolase Usp2 (gene Usp2). Lineage: Eukaryota; Metazoa; Arthropoda; Insecta; Diptera; Culicidae. The record is from RefSeq and is a predicted model, not a curated record. The coding region runs from base 658 to 4293 and encodes 1211 amino acids. Gene Ontology annotation, biological process: protein deubiquitination. Gene Ontology annotation, cellular component: cytoplasm. Gene Ontology annotation, molecular function: cysteine-type deubiquitinase activity. The transcript is spliced from 10 exons.
ACCGCUGUUGCUGCUGAAUUUCUCGCGACGAUCUCCAACUUGUCGCGCGGGUGAUAAAAAAGCCACCGGAAUAUCGCGAAUGUAUGAUAAUGGCGGUGAUUUCCCAUUGUUGACACUCGAGAAUGACGUAAUUCGAGCAAUUCGGUGCGCGUGCUUCUGCUAUUAUUGUUUCGCAGUCGCGACCCCAAGGCUGCCAUCAGCCAACAACGGGCAAGAGUCUUCCCCGAGUGUGCAAAAUCUUGAGCUCCCCGAAACAUCGGGUUCGCGUAGUUCAUGGACGUGAUCUUUGUGCAAGGAUAAAUCCUUCACUCGCUGAGGUUGUUACCGAUUUGCCCCACUUGUGUUAAAUCGAUAUUUGCUCCUUCGCGUGCCGCGGAUGCCUUCAUUGUAUAAACAAAGAAGCUUUUGCGUUUUGGUUUGGUGUGAUUUUUCCAGUGUAAUAAAGGGAUAUUUAAGGUUUUUUCCUCGCUGUAUCAUCUAAAGCUGAUUAAAUACUCCAGUAGUCUUCAAAAAUUUGAAAAGUUUUGUUUUGUUUCUGGUGUUUUGGAAUAGAAUGUCGUGCAGUGAAUGACCCAGACGAAGUUGUUGUCGACGUUCUUCAUAGGCUCUACAUUCGAUUUGUCCUGUUGAAACGUACGAAGCGCGAAACCGUCUAAUAUGCCGGUGAUAUCAGCGUACUCAACAAGCGGAAGUAGUUACAUCUCUCCAUCGGUCUAUCGCUACAAAUCUAGUCUGACCGACCGGAGAAAUUACACUACCAGCAGCAGCAGCAGUAUCAGCAGUAGCAUCUACCGUAGGGGAUCCUACCACUAUGAUCUACCGUCUUAUUCGUCCGCUUACCCAUCGUACCGCAGUACCGAUCGUACGACUGACACAGAGCUAUCGUCCUCACUGUCAACGCUAGCCACAUCGACGGCAAAAGAUACCAUAAAAGAGUGUAGUUCAAGUGCCCAAGCGACAGCAACAACAGUUAACCAAAAAGACAGCAGCAGCAGCAGCAGACCUAGUCGUUUCUCGACAGCCUAUAGUAGUUAUAGUUCGUUAAGUUCCGCGCCAAUUCGCACCGAUUACAGUUCGCGAAGCAGUGCCCGGUCGUCCGACAGGCGCUACACUAAGGACCGAGACAAUAAUUGUGUGUGUGCAGGUGGCGCAACAGCCUCAUCCAGCUACGUCUCCAAUCUACGCAGUACAGCACUCAGCGGUGCUGAUACCUACCAAAAGUACGGUGUUUCGACCUACAAACCGAGUAGCAUUCUCGCCGCGUGCACAUUGAAGGCUUCGUCCACCUCUUCCCCGGUGGACACCAGCAAGGUAAACAACAAACCCCAAGCUAGAGAUAAGAACAGCAACUUUGUCGCCAGCAUCGUCGCAAGCAUUAACAAUAACCCUACUAACACAAAUAGUACCACCACAACAGGUGUUAUUAACUCACUACUAGAGAUUAACUGCAGACCCACACCGGCAGCUAACAAUACCGCUGGCGUCAAACCGGCUGGCCAAACAUGCUUUCUAAGUGCCGCUUCCGAGAGCUCUGCUAGGGGCAGCAGCGUUAACGCUACCACAAUUACUACCACCACCACCACUACUACUACAAUUACUACCACUACCUCCUCCACAUCUUCUGUGUUACUGUCAUCAUCGUCAUCAUCUUCGGCGCUGUACGACACGCCCACCACGGCAAAACCUGUCCGCAAACCCCAAGGUACUGUUGUCCCGUCGUUCAAAACAUCCCGAGCGGAUCCGGGCUACUCCGGGCUAGGCAAAUCACCACAAAGUUCGACCCCGGGUAGGCCUCCGGUACCGAAGAGUGCACUCCCCAGAGAACCCCGAAGAGAACUGCUCGGCCUUUCAGGCUACCGGAAUCAAAACUUCCUCAAAAACGAAUGCGAUCUGGUGAAGCGUGAGCUCAGCAAAAGUGCCUCCGAUAUAGCGUUCAAACGAAGCACCACCCAGUCGGCGUCGGUCGUCCGUCCGACGCUCACGAUUGGCUCGACCAACAGUCUACUGCUGGACUCGAAUGCUGAUGAACCAACAAACCACGGACGGCACCCGAGUUACCUGACAAAGCUGGAAAUGACCAAGGUGAAACCAUUCCUACCACCGGUACCAAGCUAUAUCAGCACCGAUCAGCCCAAAGAUCAUGAGGAUGAUGACACGAAACAUCAGCAAAACAACCACCACCACAACCAUUACCAUCAUCAUCACAAGUCAAGCGCAGAGCAGCCGUCCUUCACCACUACCACAAACACCACCACAGCAGGCGUUGAACUAAAACCACUCGAUAGACCAUGUGUUUCUACAUCCUCUCCAGCAACCGUUGUUGCCAUUGCCGAUUGUACUCAAAAGAAUGCUACUACUUCUCUUUUCAAAUCACCAUCUUCACCAUCUUCGACUACGACAACAUCAUCCACAACUACAACAACAACAACAACUACAACUACAGAGUCGCUAACAACAACUGCAUCCUCCUCCUCCUCUUCGUGUCCAUCUUCAACCACCACCAGUACUUAUUAUAGUAAUUCUCGUUCCGCCGACGCAAUGAAAUCGCUGCACAUCACUUCCGAACUGGAGGAAUCCAUCACGCAGGCCACCAUCAAGCUGCGCCCUUCGCUAAAUGGAACGUCCGCCGGCACCGACGGCCCCAGGUUGGUGGCCACCGUUUCUACCACGGAUGACCUGAGCGAUGGGGAGUGCCACGUGACGGCAACGAUUCGAAUCAAACCCAAGUCUAGCAUCAUAACUCACACCCACACAAGCAGCAGCACAAGUAGCAGUAGCGGCCACAGCAGCACCAAUGGUAGCCCAACCAACGCCAAUAACAAUAGCGUGAAUGGCAACAACUCAAACAACAACAACAAUAAUUUGGAUGAUGGCGAGAGUGGCAAUAGCAGCAGCAGCAGCAGCGAUGAUGAACGUGAUGUUCCCAAUGGACCCAGCGUAAAUGGCAUCGUGAACAACAACAAUGAAACGAAUGGCAGUAGCAGCAUCAAUAACGGCAUAGAUACAACGGCGAACAUCGGUGCCAAUUCGGUAGACAAAGAACCCAACAAAGCAAUCGAUGAUGAAAGAGUUUCUUACCUCCGUGCCGGUACCGCGUCCAAGAGUAUCCAUUCGACCAGUCACCUCGGAGGCUAUCGGAGUCGGGACUAUGAACAACCGGGCUUCGGUAGUUCCCUUGGUAGCAGCUAUCAGCCUCGACUUGGAUCCACUUCGACGCUAGCGAAAUCCAGCUACAAUCGAAGCGGCAAUAAUGAUGAACCGUCGAGUGAUUCUGUUCGGAGCAGCCGGAAGGAAGGUCUCUGCGGUCUGUGGAACAUUGGCAACACCUGCUUCAUGAACUCUGUGAUACAGUGCCUGAGUCACACCCGGGAGCUGACCAGUUUCCUCCGCAAUCAGUCCUCGACCGAGCGGGGAACCAGCAAGGAGCACAAAAUUCUUACCGAGUACACCAAGCUGAUCAAGGACAUGUGGAGCGGAACCCAGCGAAGCGUCAACCCUUCGGAGCUGAAAUACGCCUUCUCGAACAAACAUCGGAUGUACUCUGGAUCGGCCCAGCAGGACGCGCAGGAAUUCCUGCGAUUUUUCAUUGAUUCGUUGCACAUCGCUCUCAACGUGUCGGUCAAGCGAGAGCCCAUCUCGAGGGCCCUCGAGGAUGACGAUCUGAACAAUCGCAUCAAGGCCACCAUGAUGUGGGAGUGGUACUCGACAUCGGAGAAUUCCGUGAUCAAAGAUCUGUUCGUUGGGCUGCUGCGCAGCACACUCAAGUGUACGUUUUGCAACGGGGAAAGUGUGACGUUCGAUCCGUUCUGGGAUCUGAGUUUACCCCUGCCGUCGACCAACUCUCGUUGCAAGCUGGAGAACUGCUUGGAUAUGUUUGUCAAAGAGGAAGUGAUGGACGGAAUCGAUCAGCCGACCUGUUCGCGGUGCAAAACUCGCAGAAAAUGCACCAAAAGCCUUACCAUUGAACGAUUCCCCAAGUAUCUAGUGAUACAUCUCAAACGCUUCUCGGAGACCCGAUGGAGCAAGCUAACGAACGUCAUCGAGUUCCCCACGGGCGAACGUCAACUCAAUCUGCAGCCUUAUGCCUCCGAAGACAAUACCGGACCGGUGUACUACUCACUGUACGGGAUCUCUAACCACAUGGGAUCCACUGCCGGCGGCCACUACAUUGCUGCCUGCAAGCAUCCAGUCAGCAAGGAAUGGAACGAAUUCAACGAUAAUAUUGUCAGCGAGACGUCCGAAAGAAGUUUGGUAACAUCCAGUGCCUACGUAUUAUUCUACGAGCGAGCGUGAAAACUCUGAAUCUACGAUAGAAGAACGCGCGUGUGCAGAUAUACAGACAAAAAAAAUUUUUGAGAUUGUAUGAAACUACUUUCUCGGACAAAAAUGAAGACAUAACAGUCAUACGCAAAGCAUACAACACGUUCAAUUGACAAUUAACAUAAUAUAUGAUAUAUUAACAUACGAAGAAGCAAAGUGUAUUACAUUUGAUUAGCAGAUAGGAGACAGCUCUAAGGCGGAUCCGUCGCCUGGAGAGGGAAAAAAACUAACAUAACUAUGUGAGAAUUGUUAAUUACCAUCCGAGCGGCAGUAAGGAAUUUUAGCAGCGAGACGAAAUGUGAAAACAAUUUUAAUGAGAUGACUAAAUGAAGUAUAUCACAGUUAGGGAGUGACAUUGCAAGAAGAAGCCACAGAUAAGUAACAAAACCAACUAGAUCUAUAAUAUUUAUUUUCCUAUUUAUUGAGAACAGAAAAAACAGAACAUUAAUAUUUAUCGUAAUAUGACGAGAUGAGGCCUGACAAAGCCACAGCUUUUGUUGUUGACUAUUUUUACACACACCCUCACACACCUCAUAAUACUUUAGUUUUUUUUUUCAUCCAUCCCAGUUUCUCAGAGAGAAAACCAAAAAAAAAACAAACCUGAGCAGAUUGUUGUUAACUUUAUUCUAAUAAACUAUUUCAAUGAAAAAAAAGUUUAGUCAGAAAUGUAACCGAGAUUAAACUUCCUCCCAGAGUUGAGACGAAACGAAGGCAAAAGUAGAAACAAAAUAAAAACCCAGAGCAGAGAAAUAUUAUUUAAAUUUUACGCCGUUGAAUCGAGACACAGAGUCGGGAGGAACUGGGAUUGUGGAAACAAGUGUCCCGAACGUAACCAUUGCGUUGCGUUGUGUUGAUACCAAUAAAGAGCCCGAUAGUGAAAUUUCA